Amphibalanus amphitrite is the source of this 1088-nucleotide messenger RNA. Its product is annotated as proteasome subunit beta type-1-like. Bases 288 to 995 code for a protein of 235 amino acids. The transcript is spliced from 3 exons. The record is from RefSeq and is a predicted model, not a curated record. NCBI's taxonomy places the organism in Eukaryota, Metazoa, Arthropoda, Thecostraca, Balanomorpha, Balanidae. Gene Ontology annotation, cellular component: proteasome core complex.
AGUGACUCAUCAAAUCCUUCUGUUUUUCCUGCUAUUGCAGCUGGAAAUAUCCAAAAUAUUUUUGUUCAUUUUAUUAAGCGAAUAGUGCUUGUGAUUCCUUUUGAACAAAAUUUCCUCUUUCCACGCUUCAUGAUAGGUGAACUUUUCGCUGGAGAUACUUAUUGAACAUGUUGCUUAGAAUUGCCGGGUCACUAAGCGACAUAUAUGAACGGGGAGACAAAUAUAGCGCAUUGUGGUGCUGUGGCGGCUGAGAAUAGGGCUGCUGAGAGGACUGUUUAAAAUCGCUUAUGAUGUCAGUACAGACGAUGCAGCCGGGCGCCCGGGAGACGGCCGCCGGCGGGCCGCGGCAGCGCUACUUCUACCCGUACGCCGACAACGGCGGCACCGUGGUGGCCAUCGCCGGCGACGACUUCGUGGUGGUCGCCUCCGACACGCGGCUCAGCUCCGGCUACAGCAUCUACACGCGCGACCAGAAGAAGACGUUCCAGCUGUCAGAACGUACCAUCCUGGGCAGCACCGGCUGCUGGUGUGACGUGCUAACCAUGACCAAGGUGCUGCGCGCGCGCAUGCAGAUGUACCGCCACGAGCACAACAAGGCCAUGUCGACGGGCGCCGUGGCGCAGCUGCUGUCUACCAUGCUCUACCACAAGCGCUUCUUCCCGUACUACGUGUCCAAUGUGUUGGCGGGUCUGGAUGAGAACGGAAAGGGCAUUGUGUACCACUAUGACCCUGUCGGCCACCACGACCCUGGCAAAUGCUAUACCGGAGGAUCUGGAGGAGCGCUGAUCCAGCCGCUGCUCGACAACCAGAUCAACUACAAGAACCAGGAGAACGUGACGCCCGAGCCGCUGACCGUGAAGAAGACGGUCAGCAUCAUCAAGGACGUGUUCACCUCGGCUUGCGAGCGCGACAUCUACACAGGUGACGCCGUGGCCAUCCAGGUCAUCACCAAGGACGGCAUCACCGAGGAGUUGUUCCCCCUGCGCCGCGACUGAGGCUGAGCGAACGGCCGAUCUCGCCACACUGUCCCUGCGUUGCUGUCCGCUUCUGCAUAUGAUGAUAAUACAGUUGAACUUGUGGAGGUGUUA